GAUGGGUCUUGCAGUUGCGUUCUCUUAAAAGGGGGAUUUGGGUUCAGUUUCGAUUCGACCGCUUUAGAAAUGAGUGCAACAAGUAUUGAAGAACUCCACGAUGACUGCCUAUACUAUGUAUUCCAGUUUUUACCCACUGAAGACCGCAUUAAUUUUGCCCAAGUGUGCAAGAGAUUUCGUCAGUUUUUCAUCAACCAGUGCGGUGGUAAAUACCGCGAGUUUACCCUCGACAAAGACAGUACGAGAAUGGAGCUAAUUCAAUUUUGCACCUGUCGCGAGGUGGUGACGUCCUUGACCAUCGAUCUGGAUCACUUCAACACGGCCAGAUGCUUCAGGAACUAUGGAUGUGUAGCUCCUGAAAACUGCUUUGCAAUUCUUUGCCAGACUUUGGCCGGCAUGAUUGGCCUAGAGCACUUGGUAGUUAAUCAGCUGUUCUUCCUCAUUACCCCCGUUGUGAAGCCCUUCGAUCAAAUUCUUGCAGCCGUAGGACAUUUACCGAAACUGACAAGAUUGGAGAUACAUGCCAGGGAUGACUGCAGUUUGGAUCAGCUGAGUCAGCUGCGCCACCUGGAAAAUCUGCAGCUCCUCGUACCGAAAAUUCCCCUCGCAACUCUCGUUAAAUCCUGCAAAUCCAAUGGCAAUCUCAGCAGCCUCCACCUCGGCUAUGCCUGUGUUCAAAAGAAUUUGAGAGAUAUAGUGCCCUACUGCAAAAAUAUAGAGGUUUUCAAAUUUGGUAUGUCGGCGAAUUCUUCGGAAUACUUGCCACUGGCCAUGCUACCUAAGCUCAGGGAACUCUCGUACUGUGGAGUUCGACGAAGUGGCUCCUUUGAGCCUCUGCUCUCGGCUCUGGCCGCCAAAUCGCAGUUGACACACCUGUCCAUCGACGGUGGAAGUCUUACUCUACAAGAGGCCUCCCAGCUGGUCCGCAUCCAGAGUUUAAGGCAGUGCAAAUGCUUCUGCUCGUCGACAGAGUGUGUGGAAAUGCUGUCCCUCCUGGCGAAUCUGGAAGAACUAUGCCUCUCGAUGUCCUGCCCACUGGACAUUUCCAAUGCCCUACUGGCAAUCAUUGCAAACUGUACAAAUCUAAAACUUCUUCGCAUUGCAAGGGGUAACGUGAGCACCAACGUUUUGGAAGAUGCCAUAAGACUUAAAAACACCAAGGCGAAGAAAAACACUCAGAAUGCAAUAGUCUUAGAGGUAGAUAAAUAGAUUUAAACACACUUUUAAGUAGUAGAUUACUACAUGUAUGUGUAAUCUGAGACGGACACUUCACUCAGUUGCGAUGGCAGAAUUUUAUUUAAUGGAUAAGGGCGGCAGAAUAGGAAAAGUAAAUUAAUUUUCCAAGUUUGACACUUUCAAGGAGUAGCUAAACUUUUAACAGAUAAUACGUAUUGCUGGCUCUGAGCCUAAUUUUCGUGAGAUCUAGAUUUUGCUGCCUCAAAGAACUUUAAAAGUAUGUCGCAAAUUUCGCAUACUCAAGUGCCAAAGCAAGAACAUGAUAUGAGUAUCUCAAAAAUAGUUGUGCAAGUUGUUCGCCCUGUUGGGAGAAUGAUGAAAAAUGCACUUCGUAAUUCUCGUAGCUCGUCAGAGUGGCACAUGCAACGUCGCCCAUCCGUCGCCCGGCACUUAUAAAUGUCACAUUAGAGUCUCAUUCUCGGGGAGAAGGGGACUCCAGCUCGUUAUACUUCCGCCCCCGGCGGCAGUGGGCGUGGUUCUGCCUGAAUUUGUACUCACAGUUGCUGUAAUAUAAAUUUAUAUUCUUGUCACAUACACAUUAUUCGUGAGAUUCCGUGUUCGGUAAAUGGCAACGCUGGCCCUUGACAGCUGGAAGAUAAAGUGGUUUAUUUUGUAGUCCU
This is a messenger RNA of Drosophila biarmipes, 1856 nucleotides long. RefSeq lists its product as uncharacterized. Lineage: Eukaryota; Metazoa; Arthropoda; Insecta; Diptera; Drosophilidae. Bases 70 to 1209 code for a protein of 379 amino acids. The record is from RefSeq and is a predicted model, not a curated record. Gene Ontology annotation, molecular function: protein binding. The transcript is spliced from 2 exons.